Molecule: messenger RNA, 2364 nt
Organism: Aspergillus affinis
Lineage: Eukaryota; Fungi; Ascomycota; Eurotiomycetes; Eurotiales; Aspergillaceae
Product: putative kinesin family protein (KlpA)
Exons: 6
Coding region: 1-2364 (787 amino acids)
Biological process (GO): microtubule-based movement
Molecular function (GO): microtubule motor activity; ATP binding; microtubule binding
Source: RefSeq, a predicted model, not a curated record
AUGGAGAACAAUUAUUCGACGUUGUCAAGAACCGCCGGCCGAACACGCAUUCCCGCCGGUCUCAAGGAAAUGAGUGUUGCCGGAACGAACUCGCGCUCAGGACUGCUGCUUCCUGGCUCGAUUGCCAACAAGACCUCGGCCGUUCCGCAACCCACUCGCGCGAGGAGUACCACGCAAGGCGCCGAAUCGAGUCGAUCCGGAGUUGCACCCUCGACGACAACACGUUCCGCAUCCGUCAUGGGCAAACCGCACGCCCGGGCGAAUUCCUACGCCUCCAACACAUUAGGUCGCUCCGCUUCCACCACCUCCCGAACGACGAAGAGUGCCUAUUCCUCCACGGUCGGACCCAAUGCGCGAUCAAACCCCGGCGCAUCUCGCCCGCACACGUCGAUGGCCACGACCCGAAGGCAGAAUGGCAAUGCGCUGCCCCGGCCGGCGACGUCACUGGAUACCCAUGAGGAAGAUUCAAGGAUCCUAGGGAAACGAAAGGGAGCCGAUUGGGACCGUGAAUCACGCGAGAAAUUGAUGGAUGAACACUUCACUAUGUUCAUGUCGCGGAUGAACCAGACGAGCCAGGAAAGCUUUGCCUACAAGGAAACCGUCGAGCUGUACAAAUCGAGAGUAAACGAGUUAGAAGAAUCUCGAAAAGAGCUUACCGAAGCGAAAGUCUCGCUGCGCGUCGAGAUCGAAUCAUUGAAGAGUCAACUAGCAACGGCCGAUGGAGCCCUUCGGGACGCCCAAAGAGACUACGAGAUCACGGUGGAUGAGAUGGACAACCGGAGACGUGCUGAAGUAGAGGCCGCCAAGCAGGACAAUAAGAAGGAAAUGGACGCCUUGGUCACGCAACAUCUGAAUGAGAUGCAGGAAUUGCAGCGACGGUUCGAGCGCGAGCUAGACGAAGAGAGAUCCGCGCGCAUGCGGGAUAUCAGCCAGCUGAAUUCUCAGACAGCAAUGGACACAAAACGGGCCCAGAUUGAACUGGAGCGCAAAGAACGCGAAUCAGCAGCACUGCACACCGACAUUCAGAACCUGCGACAUGAACUGGACCGGGAACGAAAGAGCACCCAGGAUCUCCGCCAUAAUCUCGACACUGCCAGCACUAAUGGGGUGACUAUGGAGUCGUCCAUCCGCGCGCUCAAGGCACGAAUUGAGUUCCUAGAAGGGGGUAGGGAGGAGCAGUCCGAAGCCUUUGAACGACUGAACCAGCAAAUGAUGGAUGCGCUGGAUGAAACCAAUGCGACCAAAGAGAAGCUCCGAAAGGAGGAGACCCUGCGCCGGAAGCUGCACAACCAGGUUCAAGAGCUCAAGGGUAACAUUCGGGUCUUCUGUCGUGUCCGUCCGUCGUUGAACGACGAACGCGUUACGGACGUCGCUCAAAUCCAGUACCCCGACGACACGGGCGACAGCAAGGAGAUCUGCGUCAUGGGCCCGGAAGAGAAAAGCAGCCUCGGAACGGUAUCACGGAAGAACAACAACUUCGCCUUCGAUCGGGUAUUCGGACCCGCCGCUCAGAACGCGGAAGUUUUUGACGAGAUCAGUCAGCUUGUGCAGAGCGCACUCGACGGAUACAACGUUUGCAUUUUCUGUUAUGGUCAGACCGGUAGUGGUAAGACCCAUACCAUGUCCUCGCUGGACGGUAUGAUCCCUCGGGCUGUCCACCAGAUCUACGAAACCGCCACGGGUCUGGAAGAGAAGGGAUGGCGAUACACGAUGGAGGGCAAUUUCGUCGAAGUCUACAACGAGAACCUGAAUGAUUUGCUGGGCAAGGCGGAAGAGCUCGACAAGAAGAAGCACGAAAUCCGACAUGAUAUGCAGCGGGGCAAGACGAUGAUCACCGAUAUUACGACCGUCCGACUUGACUCACCGGAAAUGGUCGAGACCAUCCUGAAGCGGGCUGCGUCUAACCGAUCUGUCGCAGCCACCAAGGCCAACGAGAGAUCGUCUCGAUCGCACUCGGUCUUCAUUCUCAAGCUCAUCGGCGAGAACUACAUCACCGGUGAGCGCAGCGAAGGCACGCUCAACCUGGUGGAUCUGGCGGGUAGCGAACGACUCAGUCAGAGUGGAGCUACUGGCGAGAGACUGCGGGAGACGCAGAACAUCAACCGCAGUUUGAGCUGCCUGGGAGAUGUUAUUGCGGCUCUGGGACAGGGCAAGGAGGGCGGACAUAUUCCGUAUCGCAACAGCAAGCUUACAUACCUUCUGCAAUUCUCCCUCGGGGGCAACUCCAAAACACUGAUGUUCGUGAUGGUCAGCCCUCUGCAGGCGCAUCUCUCCGAGUCUUUGACUAGCUUGAAGUUCGCCACGAAGGUGCACAACACCCACAUCGGGACAGCCAAGCGACAGGCGCGCGUUCGUGAUUCUUAA